This is a messenger RNA of Lonchura striata (white-rumped munia), 6723 nucleotides long. RefSeq names its product coiled-coil domain containing 28A (gene CCDC28A). The record is from RefSeq and is a predicted model, not a curated record. NCBI's taxonomy places the organism in Eukaryota, Metazoa, Chordata, Aves, Passeriformes, Estrildidae.
GGGGCCGGGGCCGGGCGGGGAGGCGCCGCGAUUCCCCCACUGCCCCCCUCGGUGCCCCCUCGGUGCCCGCCUCCCGAGCCUCCGCCGUAACGAGGGGCGGUACGCGGCUGCCCGGGCUGCGCGCGGCCGUCCCCUCAUCCCGCGAGGUAGCGGCGGGCCCGCGAUGGCGCCGGGGCGAGGUCGCGGCCCCCGGGGUGUAACGGGUGUCGGAGGCUCCUCGCCGGGCCCGCGCAGCGCGGGCUGCGUUGCCGAGCCGGGCAGGGCCCGGCGGUGGCGGCAGGAGGGAAUCGCAACGCGACGGGCGCGUCGCGGCGGUAACAGCGAGCAGCGCCGAGCGCUGCAAGACAGACCAAGUGCGCGGCUGCGGAACUGCUGCGCCGCCGCAGCCGCUCGGCGUCGGCCGAGGCUUCCACCGCGGGGAGGUUCUGUGCCACGGGUGCGUCGCAGCGUCCCCGUGCUGUAGGUGUUUUGCCUGCCGUGGGCCCAAGCAGUCGUGGUGUUUCCUAGCCGUAAUCCACGGGACACGAUGCUUGAGAUCAUUUGCAGACAGUAGUCUAGAUGCAGUAAAUUGGAAGAAAUGGAAGAAAGGAAGAUCAAGAGGAGGAGCCCCAAAUCAUCUUCCAGUCACUCUGCUCAGGUUGCUAACUCCAAGAAAAGCUCAGUGCCAGUCAGUAAAAGUACAGCCUUUUCCAACCCUGCCCCACAGCCUGCCGUACAAAAACCAAAGUUAAAACGCGUAAUCAAAGAGAAAGCCAAACCUCCAGGAGGUGAAGCAAAAGGGGCACAGGCAGCACCAAUCCAGCAUUCUUUUCUCACAGAUGUAUCAGAUGUCCAGGAAAUGGAAAGGGGACUUCUGAGUCUCUUGAAUGACUUCCACUCUGGCAAACUUCAGGCAUUUGGAAAUGAAUGUUCCAUAGAGCAGAUGGAGCAUGUGCGGAGCAUGCAGGAGAAACUUGCUCGCCUCAAUCUGGAGCUCUAUGGGGAGAUGGAAGAACUCCCUGAAGAUAAAAGAAAACUAGCCAGUGAUUCCAACCUGGAUAGACUGCUGUCAGAUCUAGAAGAACUAAAUUCAUCUAUCCAAAAACUACAUUUAGCCGAUGCUCAAGAUAUUCCAAAUGGUACCACAGGUUGAGAGAGAACAUCUUUGUCAAUUUGGAUUCUUCAGCUUGGCUUUUGUUUUUCUGGAUAAUGGAAUCAAGAAGAGUUGUGACUUUGUGUUGUUUUUAAUUUUACACAACAAAAUCAAAGUGCAAAUCCAGGUGUUUAUUUUGCACAUUCCUCUGCACUGCAUUAUGUCAGGGCUCAGUACCUAGAGUUGUAGUUAAUUGUGAUUUUAUUAUUGCCUUACUUAACAGAAAAAUUGGAGAAACCUGGAAAUACAUUUCUUCUGCUGAGUGCCCAUGUGGCUGCAAGUGGUACAUGUAUUUAAGUUCAUGGGCAUUUCUCCAGUUUUUAUAAAGGUAGUGAUAAUACUGCCUUUCUGAUUAUUACACAGACAAUCUGCUCACUAUCUCUUUAGUGUUUUGUUGAUGAGUGAUGCCACAGAUUAAUUUUUUGUUAAUAAAGUGAAAAGUUUUAAAUAUAUGAUGUUUCACUUGCAGAAGCUGCUACUGGUUUGGCUGUGUUAGGAAGAUGAGCUUUAGCGUUGUGCAAGUGUUUGCAGAGUUUACAUUUUUUUCGUUACUAUGAAUAAUUAUAACAUCUCACCAAAUUAAAAUUAGCAUGCAUGCUAAUAGUCUACAUAAAUUAAGUAUUGUGAAACUCCAAAAUCGGGUAGUUACUGUUCAAUAAAUCCAGGAUAAUCAAUUUUGUAGUUACUCUGAUGUUGUAAAUAGGCUACUAUUAAUUGGUAUGAACCUUCUGUGCACAGCCAGAGAUAAAAAAAAAAAUCUGUAUUAGUGUAAAAUCAGGCUGGUUUUAGAUCCAAAAUUUCUAUCUCGGUCCAUCAAACCAUGCCUUUGGUUCUAGAUUUAUUUUAUAUUCCAUUUUUAGGUAAUUCAUUCAGAUUCCACACUGAUUUUACGCUUACUGAACAAGGAAUGGAAUCUUUAUCCUUCUGCCUGAGCAGAAAGCUUUCAUCAGCCCAGGUUGGGCCUGUGGCCAAGGAAUAGAUUUUGUUAAGUAUCUUUGGAGAAGAGGCUCCUUCAGCCACAACAUGUAGUUUUGGAUUGUGCAGCACCAAGCCUGCAGCACACUGGGACAGAAGGAUCCAUCAACCACCACAGAUUCAGCCUCAAAUUCCCUGCCUCACCUAUCAUGCAAAUCUCCAUGAUUUACAAACCAGUAGGCAGCCCAGUGGUUGUCCCCUCAGGUUGUUCUUGUUCUUUAAGCAAUUUAUCUCCUUCGUUGCCAAGAUUCUCCAGGAGUUUGUGUGCUGGUAAGUGUACCUGGGAGUCCCUGCCUGCAGCUGGGCACGUACCUGUGAUAUUGUGAAAUCCAAAGUAAGCUUAAGAGAACUAGAAUACAAAAAGCUUCUCACAGAGUGAAGCCAAGGUUGAUGUUUGCUCUCCACACACACACCUAUGACCAAUAAUUGGGUAAUUAUCAUUUCUGCACAGCACCUUACAUCAGCACUAAGCCAUUGUUUCUGGGUAGACUUCUGAACAACAAGCAAAAACGUAGCAUCUUUUAGCCUUAUGUUUCAUACCAGGUAUGGCAAAAGUCACUAAUAGAGCUGCAGUUAUACAAAAAAAAUUGUAUUCUUGCAGCUCACUUGGAUGCAGGAGCAGAGGUGUGCUCACUAGCAGCCUCUGGCCAGCAAGUGCAGUGUAUCGCAGCAUUGUAACGCACACUUGUCCGUAACCACACUUAAUUUUAGAGUUUAGGUAUUCUAUAUUAGAGGCAGCUCUUUCCCAUUUUUGGGCUCUGACAUCAAACUGCUUAAGCUUUCUAUUUCAAACACAUUUCAAAUCAGUUACAAACAUGUUGGAUGUCUUGAUCUUGUUUCUGUAGCAAUUUAUGCAAGGACAGAGGGUAUAAUUUGAGAUACAGACACAAACUAAGACCUUUCUCAAACAGCUGUUUAGAAUUGUACAAGAAUUAGCCCCUUUUUCUUCUAUCACUUUAAGCCCACAGGCAUUUACAAGCCACAAAGAAUGCAUUAAUUGCGAAUAAUUGAGAAAUUCUUUUUCCCUUACCUCCUCCUGGAUACAACUUUGUGUCUUUAACACAGUCUGUUAAUUAUUAACUUCUGGAUUCAUACAAGAAAAUUUUGUAGCAAGACUUUUGAGAUACUGAACUCUUUUAUGUGGUAAUGACUUAAUCACAUUUCUGUGCUCCUGCAGGAAAAGAAAAAAAAUCUACUGUAACAUAUUUGUGGAAAGUCUUUUUUAAUUAGAAAAGUAUGUAAGCGGCUGCAGAAAAUGAGGUCACUUUCUAUUAUGUUGUUUCCUGAAGAGUUGUUUAUGGAGAUUAAAGUGUAUUAAGUGUUUAAUAUGUUUAUCAGUGUGAGUUUAGGCCAGUGCUGUGGUUUAAAAACUCACACUGAUGAAUGGGUUUGGUGUUUGGAAGAAGGUGCUCUUGGCUGUGUCACUGUGGGGAAUCUGGGGCACAAGUUUCAUUCUCCUCUGUACUUCCAGUUGAAGGCUACAACACUGGAAGAAACAGAUGGGCUGAGUCUGUUAGUGCACAGCUUCAUGGCUGGUGUCACUGCCAAAAUUUUGGGGUUUUUGACAGUGCAAUUAGCUAUGCAGCACCAGGGCUGCUGCAUCCCCUGAUGGGAUGUAUCCUUCUUGCUGAGGGAGGAGAGUCUUUGCUCGGGAAGUAGCAGAACUCACUGACAGAGCUUUACAAUAGAUGUGAAGGGGGACUGGGACAGUCCCAGACUUGUUGCUGCCAUGACAUGGGAUGAGAUGCAGAGGUCAGAGGGACAGGGUGGUGGUAAAGGUCCUCUGCUGCUCUCAGCUGUGCUGGGUCAACUGGAGCACACCUGCAAUCCCAGGGACUUGUCUGGUAGCAGAAGCAAACAGGAAAAUACCAAGGAGGAAACAUGUCAAAUUAAGUACUCCUCUGGGAAAGAUUGAUUCUGCAAUGACACCAGAUAUUGUGAAUCAGCACUGAACUUUGCUGAAAUAAAGCUUUACAAAGAGACUUGUGGCACACAUCCACAAGAGCUGUACAUCUCUCUCUCCCAAGUAAAAAAAAGAAAGAAAAUACGUUUUUAGUAGUUGAUGUUAGAUAUAAAUUUUGAAUCAUAAAAAUUAGUCAUUGUAAUAGAGUAUAAUUUUCCCACUAAUUAGAAAUACUAAGAUUAAUAUGAGAUCUCCAACUUACAGCUCCUUAAUCAUAUUAAACCAGUGAAAACCAGAACAGAAAUAACCAAGAACAAUUCCCAACAAACUGAGAGACUGAGACCAGAGUGAAUGAGUAGUUUGCAAAUUAUUUGAUCACCCCAAUCAAUGCAAUAUUGCAGCAUCAAGCCAAAGUACUAGAACAGAUACAGUCCAACAGUUCAGCAAGUGCUAACUAAUACAAGAAAUAUUAUACAGAACUCUAAAAACUGCAGUGCAUACAUGAAAGAAAGAUAAAGGAAAAAAGGAUGAAAAACGCUGACAAAAUUGGUACUUUUGACAUUAGAAGUUCUGAGACAGUAUCCAUUUUAGCAUGUUUUUUGGUUAACAAAGUCACUAUGGAGGCAAUGUUGUGAAAACCAUAGAACCUGUCAAAAUUACCAGCCUCUUAAUUUUGAAAAAAAUGAUGUGAAUAAUUACUGGUUUUCCACAGAACAUUCUUGCUUUAGUUACUUUAUCCCAAAAGGUUACAUGCAAAGUAAACUAGGGAAUGCAUGCUUUUUAGGUACCCUUCUGCAGCAAAAGGACCUCCUGAUUGGUCUAUGAUCUCUUGGUUCCUUUGGACAAGAAGGCAGGUGGCCAUGUUCCUUCACAAGGGCAGUGAAAGACACAGGAUUGAAGCUCUAGAAGAAAGGCUUGUUAUAAAUGGAACCACUCUUCUUCCAAAGGCAGGAUAUGUAACAGAAAAAACAACAUGCUCAAGGCAUGGCACCUUCUGCAUUUUCUGAUAGAAUACAAUGAAUUACAGCUUCCUACAAAAUUCCUUUGAUCUUUUUCUUAUGUAUUCAACUCUGUAUUCUUCACUCUGUAUUUCCAUACCUUGAUUAACUCAAGCUUGCUAUUAGCUCAAGCUAUGCAAAAUAAGGCACAAAAGCACUUACUAGAGUGCUAAAUUUCACAGCAUUUAAUGAAACACAUACCUAAGUUAAUACAGGGAUUCCCAAAAUACUUCCUUUGCCUUCUGCAGAGAAAUCAUAUAUUGCUGAAACUCCUUACUAUACAUAAAUUUCUUGCUAAGUCUGACACAACCAGUCAGGGAUGCUAGGCCUUCAGAAGCCCUUAGGUGAGUGUCCACAGCAGCUUUUGUAAUGCUUAUUCCACUUCCUGCUCCUCCAGCUGUCAGGAAAAUAACUGAUUCCAAUAUGAAAUCAAUUUAUUUUCUCAAUAUGCAACCAAUCUUUCAAAUGCUAGUGUUCCUUACUUGCCUUUUGGUUGGAUACUAAAACUCACAGGCUCUUUGUAGAAGACAGUUCUGUUGCAGAGUGCAGUUUCUUACAAUGAAUGUGUUCCAUUCCAGUCAGCUUAAAUGCAGCCUCACUUGAGCCAAAGAGGAAAUGCAGUCAGACCUCUGAGGCUAAGUGACAGAAAGCAAGAGGCACCACUACAGCUGUAAGGGAUACACCAAAGAGUGCAAGUGCACUGCAGAGUAUGAUGUACCUCCCAUCUCUGUGAGCUCCUCUGCAGACUGGGAAGCCAUACAGCCACACAUGGUUCAACAGCACUAUUGCCAAAAUUCGGGUUUCCAUCAACAUACCACUGAAAGUCAGCUUAAACUGCUUUAACUAUCUAUGACAUUUUGGUAAUUUCAUAGGCCACUCAUAAACAAGAACAAAACAAGUAAUUUUAGCUGCUUCCAGAUUAAAUGAAUCAGUAUCUGUAAGAGUGAUAGUGUCAAGAAUAUAUUCUACCAGAGAUGAAACAGAAUUAAUCUAGCUUUCUGAAGCUCAGUAUGCUGGUGAAGUGUAGUGAACAGUAUUAAGAGUCUUCUUAAUGCUUUGUAUUUAAGCUGUGAGAUCAUAAACUUUGUAUUUCAUAGAGUCACAACACCAAUUUUUUUAGUAUUAUAACUAAUACUGUUUUGGACAAAAAUAUUGGACAAUAAUUGAAUACCUAUAUAUCAGUAGGGUGGAAAAAGGUACUGUGAAAUCACUUUGAAACACACUAACAGUGUGUUAAUUAGGUACAACUACUGUACAAUCAAUAUAUACUUUAGGUACAAAUAAUGUACAAUCUACCUUUAAAGCACAAAACAGCACCUUUAAAACCCAUGUUGCCAAUUUAAAGAAAUAUUACUGAAAUUACCCAGUAUUCAAAUUCCCCCUCCGUGUCCCCAAACAAAAACAAUUAAUUAAAAAACUCCUGUGAAGUUUAUAUUUUGCUUGUGUACUAGCAGGACAACCCUAUAUUGUCUCAUUUUAAACAUUAAAACAUUAACAUUUUUUCUGUACAAUCCCUAGUUCAUUGUUGAGACUAUUAAGAGAACAUAGCAUUUAAUGGUUUUUUUGUUAUUAGAUAAUGAAGUCCUUGGUUUUCAUGUGUUUUCAUCUAGACAGCUGUAUGAUAAAAGAUUGGUACAUCAAUAUACACGGCAAGACAAGCAUGCUGCAUAAGCAUGCAAAUAUAUUCAAAAUAAACAAGUUAUUUUUUCAUCUUC